This is a messenger RNA of Gaeumannomyces tritici R3-111a-1, 1656 nucleotides long. RefSeq lists its product as hypothetical. The transcript is spliced from 2 exons. NCBI's taxonomy places the organism in Eukaryota, Fungi, Ascomycota, Sordariomycetes, Magnaporthales, Magnaporthaceae. Gene Ontology annotation, molecular function: mannosyltransferase activity. The coding region runs from base 529 to 1527 and encodes 332 amino acids. Gene Ontology annotation, biological process: mannosyl-inositol phosphorylceramide biosynthetic process. The record is from RefSeq and is a predicted model, not a curated record.
UAACAGCACAGCCGCCGCAGUAAGCAUUACUGGUCUGGGCUGGCACUCUGGCCUCCAAUUCGGUCCCUCUUUACAGCCAACAAAAAUAGCGCUAAACCUCCAACGGAUGUCCGGUCGUCGAUGCUGUGGCUCAGGAAUCGGCACUAAGCGUCACUGCCGAAGGAAGGACAGGUCUAGAGCUGGAGCGCAACUUCCGCCAAGACCAGCGAGAAUGCCAAGAUGCGAUGUCACAAUCUCGCGAUUUUGCGACCAGACCAUCGGUCUGGAAAUGCUAGAUAUCUGAUUCACGGUCCAAGCCGACGACGAAGCUGGGAGGAAGCAAGACACCUGCAGUUGCACCUUCCCGGCUCUGCGAAGUUUGCACCUUCCAAUAUCAGACCAGACGUCAUGGACAGACCGUGCCAAAGUUUGGCGCCACCAUGGCUCCGGACUGCGCUUUGAUGCCCGUCUGGCUACGGGUAGUGGAAUGUCCCUCUAGAAAUUCUCAGGAGACGACUCUAUUCUCCUAGACGAGCAGAGGUCGGCACCAUGGUCCAUCUACGCUCGCGACGGCUCCUGAUCGCCCUGCCGGCAGCCUUUGGCCUGCUCGUCCUGACAUACGCCCUCACGCGCCUCCUCGUCUUCCUCGCCAUCUUUGGCAUCUUCCGGCCGCACGCGGGCAUCGCCAUCAGCCAGCCCGAGAUCGCCCUCGCCCACAACCGGAGCGAUGACCGGGUGCCGGUGGUGCCCAAGAUCACGCACCAGAUCUUCCACGCCUGGGAGCACCCGGGGAGCACGAAGCUGCCGCCCCACUGGGAGGAGGCUCGCCGGACGUGCCAGACGCUGAAUCCAGACUGGGACCACAAGAUCUGGUAUACCGAUACCUCGCGGGCCUUUCUGGCUGAGCACUACCCAUGGUUCCUCCCGACCUACGACGGCUACAGAUUCCCGAUCCAGCGCGUCGACGUGCUGCGCUACUUCCUGCUGCGCCACUAUGGCGGCAUCUACCUCGACCUCGACAACGGCUGCGCCGCCAGCCUGGACCCCCUGACCUAUUACCCCGCCUUUACGACCGACGGCGGCCGCGGCGCGCUCAGCAACAACAUCAUGGGCGGCCAGCCCAGGCAUCCCCUGCUCGUGCUGCUGACGGAGCAGCUGCCGACGUGGGACUGGAACUACUUUCUGCCCUACGUCAUCAUUAGCUAUACGAGCGGCCAGUGGUUCGUCACGGCCAUGUGGGAGCGUUACCACUGGCUGCUGCGCGACGGCACCGUCCCCGGGAUGGAGGGCACCGGCUGGAGGCCGCUACACCACGUGCUGAUGGAGAUGAGGCCGGGGGCCGACGGCUGGGUCUUUUUCACCCAGGUCCGCGGCGGCACCUGGUCCAACUGGGACAGCCACUUUUUUCCGUGGCUCGGCGACCACCUCGUAGAGGUUGGCGUGGCGGCUAUGGUGCCGUUCCUGGCGAUCCUGACGUGCGUGUGGUGCGCGCGUCGGUCUCGACCUCGGUACCGGCCGUUGGCGGGUGAGGAGCACAAUCUUGGGUAGUCUGGUGUAGACGUCUCAUAUGAAUACGAGUCACUGGUCGGUGGGAGCUCCGGAACGGCAAUUAUAAGGAUGCCGGUCCACCAGUAAUAGCACUAGUAGAUUCUUAUACAUGCACUGCAAGGUCCUGCC